Galendromus occidentalis (western predatory mite) is the source of this 2772-nucleotide messenger RNA. It is a transcript of the gene lqfR, whose product is annotated as clathrin interactor lqfR. Gene Ontology annotation, cellular component: endosome; clathrin vesicle coat; plasma membrane. The transcript is spliced from 5 exons. Gene Ontology annotation, molecular function: phospholipid binding; clathrin binding. The record is from RefSeq and is a predicted model, not a curated record. NCBI's taxonomy places the organism in Eukaryota, Metazoa, Arthropoda, Arachnida, Mesostigmata, Phytoseiidae. Gene Ontology annotation, biological process: endocytosis. Bases 219 to 1754 code for a protein of 511 amino acids.
GUAUAGUAGUUCCCCGCCGCCGCUGGUCCCGUCGUUGCUGUUGUUGUUGCCGUCGCUGCCGCCGUCACCGUCGUCGUAGUAUAGAGGUUUACGUUGGGUGUCCGGGUCUGCUGUGAGGUUGGUCGUGUGCUGACUUUUCUCCUCUGUAUUCGUUCGUAUUUGUUUUGAGUUUGCAUUGCCCCGACCGCCGCUGGAUACUGCUGUCUCGUGUCCGCAUCAUGUUCAACGUAAAUCUCAACUGGAAAGUCAAAGAAAUCAUCGACAAGGCGACCAAUGUACUCUACAACUACACGGAGCAGGAAGCGAAAGUGCGAGAGGCAACGAACGAUGAGCCUUGGGGCCCGCAUUCGUCGUUGAUGCAGGAAAUCUCUCAGGCAACUUUCUCCUACGAGUCGUUCCCUGAAGUGAUGGGAAUGUUAUGGCGGCGGCUGUUGGAGGACAACAAACGCGUCUGGAGAAGAGUCUACAAAGGUCUCCUGCUGUUGGAUUACCUGGUAAAGAAUGGCUCCGAGCGGGUUGUGACAUCCGCCAGAGAGCAUAUCUACGACCUGAGAGGUUUGGAAAACUACACCUUCGUCGAUGAGAUGGGCAAGGAUCAAGGCGUAAACGUGCGGAAUCGUGUGAAGGACCUCAUCGAGAUGAUCAUGGACGAUGACAGACUCCGCAACGAGCGCAAGAAGGCGAAGAAAUCCAAAGACAAGUACAUUGGACUCUCCGGUGAAUCGAUGGGCUUCGCUUCCAGGAGGGACGCUGACUUCUCAGAUUUUCCCUCGGAGAGGCGAAAUCAGAGAAGAGGCAGUUUCGGAGACUCGAACGACGAGGACAGUGAUCGCGAGAACAAGCGCGGAUUCCGGGACUCGCCAUCACCUCCCCAGCGCAAGGAGAACGCUUUCGAAGACGACGACGCUGCGCCCGCACCGAAGCCGACAACCGGGCAUCACAAUUUCGACAACAAGCCCCGAAAAUCUGUGCCUUCAAAAAUGAUCGAUCUCGGAGCGGCUGCCACGUUCGCUGCGGAAGCCAAGCAGACCCAGUCUAAACCGACGCCGGAAACGGCGGCUCCGAAAAGUGCUGACCUCCUGGACGGAUUCGGUGACUUCGGAUCGAGCAGCACCCCAUCUUCUGCCAACGGAGACUUUGCCGACUUCAGUCAGUUCCAGAACGCGCCGUCGGUAAGGGCCGCACCCGCGACCUCGGGUACGGGUUUGAGCUCCGCCACAGACGAUGAUUUCGCCGACUUCGCUUCGUUCGAUUCAAACGCCCCUCCGUCUAAGCAGUACAACUCGCUGCCGAUACAAACUUCAAGUACAAUCAACAACAAUUCAUCGGCGCUCCCCGAAGAUCUGUUCGGGGGGCCGCCACUCUCGCUGCCCCCUGUCCAGCCCUCGACAUUCUCGUCCGUGUCUCCUCCCGGCGUCAUGAACGUCAUGAGUCCGGUGCUGCCGACGACAAUGCCUGCUAUGGGGGCCUCACCACUCCUUCCCACGAUGACGCCGAAUCAAUCCUCGCUUGGAGCACAAACCCCCGCCCAAACUCCGGGAGCAUUGGGGAGCACUUGGACCGGGCUUAACAUUAGUGUCGACAACUUGUUGAGCCCGAAACAACAAGCCCCAAGACCUACGAUGAAUCAGUUGGCCUCGAACGUUCAAAGUUUGACCCUUGGGAACACGGGACACCCGAUUGCAUCGUAUGGCCAGAACCAAAACAAUAAUCUUUCACCGACGAACAACAACGCUUUCGAUUUGUUGAGUUAACAUGCGUCGGCAUCACUGCCGGCAACCCCCGACUGGGAGCUGUCCUCAAACGGCGACAUCAUGUGUAAAUAGCAAGAUUAGUCAAGCUGGUGCAAUCAUUAAUCAAUCAAUCAAUCGUGAAUCCAUUCGAGCUCCGACUGAGUCAUAUUCCACAGAAUAUCCUGCAAUAGCUGCGGCUGCGUAUUCAGAUGAACAUUCCAGAAAAUUUUCAUUGGGACCACAUAUUCGACUCGAGUUCGUGCUCGGCAUUCCCGCAUUCCACGCUCAGCUUUGAGGCUGAAAUCAAGUCUUGGCUAGGAAUAAUAAUCACGGCAAAGUAGAUAAUCAAGCCGCUGGCGGGAAUUCGGUGGCGACGAGAAAGCGAUUCCCGACGGGGAGGAAGCUUUGUAUCCGAGUGAGAGUCUCUGAGGAAAGAGCUCUAGGAUGAGAUCGUACAAAUUUUUUUUCGCUUACCGCACGUCAUCAUUGACGGGGAUUCCUCCUCACACGGGGAAGGCUCUCAGAUUCCAAGCUGGCUACCAUAGGGUGAGGCCUCUCACCCGGCGGAGCCGUUAAACUCUGCUGUAUGUAUAUAUAUAGAUAUAUAUAGGCUGAAUGUUUAGAAUACCGGUACAAUCCGACUUCAAUGAGUGCAAGCCGCUUAUAUACAUAAUAAUAAAGUGUUUUUAUAUACGGAUAGGGAGAAGGUGAGAAUAGAAGACCCCCGCCCUGAUUGAUCGGUGACAACGCCCUGACUAGAAAAUUAAUGUCGAGGGCGUUUGCGCCGUGAGACUCAUCGCUGACAGCGUGCUCAUGUCUCUAACCGGAUUCCUUCCGUUCUCUCAAGUCUCUGAAGAUAGCGACUUUUCUAAUUUAGAUUGAAUUCUUCCACGCUUAGAUUUGUGGAAAUGCUCGCGAUGUCGAGACCGAGCAGAUAACCGUCGUCUUCGGAAUGGAAAAAAUGUCAAAGAGCUAUACGGGACUGCUAUUCAGAAAACUGGUGAUGGGAAUCCAAAUAAAGAAAAAGUGAAACUUUCUU